Molecule: messenger RNA, 5210 nt
Organism: Hemibagrus wyckioides
Lineage: Eukaryota; Metazoa; Chordata; Actinopteri; Siluriformes; Bagridae
Gene: slc25a48
Product: solute carrier family 25 member 48
Exons: 7
Coding region: 1690-2754 (354 amino acids)
Biological process (GO): transmembrane transport
Cellular component (GO): mitochondrion
Molecular function (GO): transmembrane transporter activity
Source: RefSeq, a predicted model, not a curated record
GCCUGGGACCUAAAAUGCUGCCUGCAGUCCGGAGAAGACCCUUGCUUGCGCCGAUUGCGCAGAAACAGUACUUGUUUUAGUUUCGGAAACAUCAACGAGCAAAGGAUGAGUUUGUUUCAGCUGGAUGAUUUUUUAGCAGGAUGGAUAGGAGUUAUCUGUCUGAAGAAUAAGAAUAAGUCUGGGUAAGUAUGAUCCUUUCACCUACAUGACACGUAGUAAAGGUAGAUGCUGUUUAAAAGUACCUUGAGAUCAGAUUGUUCUCUGAAAACUUCCUGAGGAUGGGAGUACCCAAUCUCCAUCACUCCUAACUCCUCACCCCCCCCCACUCUGCUAAAUCAAUGUAGUGUCACAUGAAAACUAUGCGUCACAUGAUAUAGUUAUCUUAUUGACUUGCCCCUCAUUACUUUGUGUCCUGUCACUGACAAAACAGCAGCUGUCUGUUUUUCUUGGCCUGUUUCUCAUGCUGCUGUAAAUAAAAUCUUUCUUUUUUUUAAUAGGAUUUUUGUGAAUUACGGGGCUAAAUGCACGCUAUAGCAUAGUUUCUUUUAAUAUCAUCAGAGCAUGUUCUAAAACAAAAUACUACCUGCAACGUACUACCUGUGCAACUGAGAUUCAGACCUGACUAAUCAACUCCGCAGCCUACGGAAUAUAAGCAUUUAGAGACUAUAUAGAAUUAUAACUUAGACAUUAUAGAUUAAAAUGAUACAAAUUAUUCAAACCAUAUUGGAAAAUUAACAUUAGUUUUGCUAUGGUAAAAUUAUCAUCUUUUAAUAUCUUCCGAAGAUGUUUGAAUUAUUUUUUUGUUGCUGUGAAUACAGGAAGUAUCCUACCAUUGUCUACUACAUACCAGUGUACACUACCAGUCGAAAGUUUGGACACACCUUCUAAUUCAAUGUUUUUUGUUUAGGGAUUUAUUUUCUACAUUCUAGAACAAUACUGGAGAUUUCAAAGCUAUGAAAUAACACACAUGGACUUAAGUAAUCCAUAUGUAAUGACAACAAAAAACAGUCAGUUGUUAUUUUAAGACACGAAGGUCAGGUGUUCUGGAAUAGUUCUUGCAAGAACAGUAUUGUCAAGUGCAUUUGCAAAACCCAUCAAGCACCAUGAUGAAACUGGCUCACAUGAAGACCAUCCCAGGAAAGCAAGACCAAAACUUACCUCUGCUGCAGAGGAGAAGUUCAUUUAGAGUUACCAGCCUCAGAAAUCACCAAUUAACAGCACCUCAGAUUAGAGCGGUUAUGAAGGCUUUACAGAGCAUCAGUAGCAGACAUGCCUCAAUAUCAACUGUUCAAAGGACACUAUUGUGUAUUUCGGCCGCCUUCAGCAUUGUAAAGAAAUAGAAAGAAAUAAACAUCAGGAAAGACCAUGGAAUUAGAAGAUGUGUCCAAACUUUUGACCGGUAGUGUAUGUGGAAACUACCAAAUGAAGUCUGUUACAACAUGCCCUGCAUUCAUUUGUGCCCUGCUGUCCCCUCUUGUAUGUAGUACCGUUGAUUUUCUCCCAAGAAAAUGGACAGAAAUUGCAUCUUAACUGUUGUUUAAUUAGACCUGUUUAAAAUGCAGAGUGGCUGCUUAAAGCGACUAGCACUGCAAGUUGUUUUGAAUUGCCUGUACCCAAAAUCCAUCCUUUUACAAAGUGCCAACUUGGGUGUUUACUUUACAACAAUCUGUCGCAUUGGGCUGCAAUAUUAUGCCUGAAGCACACAAUGUAUGGUAUUUAACAGAGUGGACAAUGUGUUAUUCAUUCAUCAGAGCUCAGGCUGGACAAGAACCUACAAAGCUGAAUAGCUCAUCCUCUCCAGCAGCCUGUUUGUUCCCUUUUAAAAAUAGGCUAAUAAAAUGUUUUUAUUUUUCACCAGGUGCCUCCAGUGUGAUUGUAGGACAUCCACUUGACACUGUGAAGACGCGAUUACAAGCCGGAAAAGGCUACAAGAAUGCCUUCCACUGUAUAGUGACCAUCUACAAAAAGGAAACUCUUACUGGCUUUUUCAAAGGCCUGUCCUUCCCAUUAGCAAGCAUCACAGUGUAUAACUCAGUGGUGUUUGGCUUCUUCAGCAACGCUCAGAGAUUUAUCAGUGACCUGCGUUAUGGUGACAGAAGACACCCAUGCGAUAUGCUUGACCUUACUUUGGCCAGCAUGAUGACAGGCCUGGUAUCAGUGAGCCUAGGGGCCCCAGUGGACCUGGUUAAAAUCAGACUACAAAUGCAAACCCAACCGAUCCUCGCACAAAACUUUACUCUUGCUGGCAAUGGCAGUGUCCCUCUUCGAUCAGUGGGGCUCCAGAAUCAGCGUGCAGAGUGUACCGUAUACAGAGGACCUCUUCACUGCAUCAGCAGCAUCCUGCAAACUGAAGGAAUCCAAGGGCUCUACAGAGGUGCAGGGGCCAUGAUACUCCGAGAUGUGCCUGGCUAUGCCCUUUACUUUAUCCCAUACACGCUCUUCUGUGGCUGGAUGAACCCUAAUGGUAACAGCUCCCCUCAUCCCUGCUCCAUAUGGCUGGCUGGCGGGUUAGCAGGAUCUAUCUCCUGGGUCACAGCAACGCCAGCUGAUGUAGUUAAGAGUCGACUGCAAGCUGACACAAUGCAUCACAGGAAAUAUAAAGGAAUCGUUCACUGCAUCAUACAAAGUUACAAGACAGAGGGACUACAUGUCUUCUUCCGUGGUGCAUCUGUAAGUGCCAUCAGAGGAUUUCCAAUGAGUGCUACAAUGUUCCUGGUUUAUGAAUUAUCUCUCAAGUUUUUCCGAAGCCUGUGAUAAGUGUCCAAAGUUCCAUCUAACACAGCAACUUUUUUGUAAACAUGGAACACGUUUAAUGUUGUUUAAUGGUUUUUAAGAGUUUUAAUGGCCUGAAUGGGGGUUAUCUGGUUGUUGAUACUUUACUUUGGUAUCAAUUGCAUAUUUACUUACUUCUUAUAUUAAGAAAAACGCAGGCCAUGAAUUGCACAUGAUUUUAAAAAUCUCAAACUUUUUAUCAAAGCAUUUGACUACAUGUGUAUUUAAUAAUUUUGUAUUUUGCUUUUAUUGACAUGCUUUCUCUAUAAAUGUACAGUAUGUUAGGGGGAAAAAAAGUAGGCAGUAGUUUCUAAAAAUGCUGUAUUUAAUUUUUUCGUUUUUGUCAUUAUAAAAACGGCAUAUGUCUAACCACAGCUAUUUAUAUUUUCGAUAUGAUUUUAUAAUGUAACCCUGUAGAGUAGUAAAUUUAACAAACUUGAUUUCAUAAAAGAUACAUGUGAAUCAGUGGCAUUGAUCUAUAUACCCAGUAUCUAUAACAAGAUUCAAAAACAUUUGCCUUUUUUUGCUAGCUACUUUAGUUAGCUAGAUAGAUUUUAAACAUUGCUUAUAUGUUGAAAUGGCAUAUAUGACAUAUAUAAUAUAUAUAUAUCCAACCUCAUGGACACUGAGAACAAUAAUUAGUAAUCUUGUUCACCACUUUGUCUUUUUUUUGUUUCGCACCAAUAAACUAAAUGCACCAGUAGCCUUCUGAAUUGCCCUCUAAAAUGGCUUGGACUUGGAUUGGACUCAAGAACGAACAUGAAAAAACCUAGCAUUGUUUCCUGAGGUAGCUAAAGACUGAAGAAUCUGCAAGGAAUGCUAACCAGUCUAACCAAGAUGGUGUGCAAUAAGAGACCAGAGGAUCUUCAGUUCUAAUUUCUCAAGAAAAUGUAUGUGAAGUAAAAGAUACUGUCCAUAAUCCAUGUUAAUCAUUUUAAAGAAAAUUGUUUUGUUUUGUUGUUUUUUAUUUUAUUAUAAUUACAAUAAUAUAAACUAUUGGGGAGAAUUAAUUUCAAACUGACGUGAUACAUAUUUCCACCAGGUGGAGGCAUUGUAUAAUAUUUUAAUGGUUUGUACAGCGAGUUGUGUGUUGUUUUUAUAACGCUGGGGGUCAGCAGUUUACUUGCUUGUCUGAUUAAUUGCAUUGUAUAAACCAUUUUUAGACAAUCUGUACCCUGUUAUCAUUGUGGGUUUUGAUAUAAAAUAUCCAGAAAGGCAACAGUUAUAGAGCAAAGAUUUAUUAUAAUGAAAUCUUUAAAAGAACAAUAAGUUAUCCUAUAAAUAUUGAUGUUGUUAUUUUGGUAACCUAAACUCAAUAUCUCAGUGAUACCUUUUCUUUAAGAUCAUACACAUAUUUAAGACAUUAAGUAGAACAUAGUGGAUCACUUUCAUGGAGUCGUUUGGAUAGUUUCCCAAAACUAAGUUGCUGACUUGCUGUCCUCUCUUAAUAUAUCAUGUGCCUUGAAUUACAGAUAUUUGUGUAAAGUGUGUCUACUUACUGUGUUUGUCAUAGCUCUUUAGUAACUAAGUUAAAAGGAAGUGCAGAAAGUAUUACACCAAUCAGGCAUAACAUUAUGGCCACUGACAGGCGAAGUGAAUAAUGCUGAUUAUCUCCUCAUCAUGGCACCUGUUAGUGGUUGGGUAGCAAGUGAACAUUUUGUCCUCAAAGUUGAUGUGUUAGAAGCAGGAAAAAAUGGGCAAGCGUAAGGAUUUGAGCGAGUUUGACAAGGGCCAAAUUGUGAUGGCAAGACAACUGGAUCAGAGCAUCUCCAAAACUGCAGCUCUUGUGGGGUGUUCCCGGUCUCCAGUGGUCAGUAUCUAUCAAAAGUAUCCUUUAAGACCUGUAAGUUGCGACUUGGAGGCCCCACCUCGCAAAUUACAGGACCUAAUGGAUCUGCUGCUAAAGUCUUGGUGCCAGAUACCACAGCACACCUUCAGGGAUCUAGUGGAGUCCAUGCCUUGACAGGUUUUGGCAGCAAAAGGGGGACCAGCACAAUAUUAUGCAGGUGGUCAUAAUGUUAUGCCUGUUCAGUGUAUAUCGAGGGCCACGUAGAUCAAGGCCUAAGGCAUAAGGCUGAUUUGUAAAGGUAUGGGUUAGUACAUCUAGUAUUUGUUAGCAUUUACGGUGCAUUUUCAAUGUUUUUCUUACUGCACAUCACUGCAUAGCAUGCCGUAUACUGAACAAACUCUAGUGAUCUAAAACCUGAACCUGAUCUUAAAAUCAACCUGAUCUGAAAAGUGUUUAUAUGGCAACAGAUUGCAAUGUGUUUUUUAUAGAUACAGUUAUUGCUGACUGGUCAUAAAAUUUUCUAGAUAACCCUGUUUACAACCAGUGUGUAAGAGAUCUGGUUUCCAUGACUCAUCAUCGUUGAUUCUGAGCAAAAUGAAUCCAAUUCAUCUCGAUGUGACUGAGCAAGCUAAACAGCAUAUGAUCAAUA